AAUAACACCACAAACACAUGCCUUCUAAGUUGUCAUUGAAACACUCCACAAACGCACAAUGGAACCAAAGCUGACCCAUCUUUGUUAUUGCCUUCUACUUUUUCUUCCACUACUCUCUCAAUCCACCAUAGCCAAUCCUUCAUCAUCACCAAACCCUAAUCAAAGCAUCAACUUCAUCGUAUCUUCAUGCCGCACCACGCGUUACCCUAAGCUCUGCAUCAAAUGCCUCGCGGCUUUCGCCAGCAGAAUCCACCACAACGAAAACCGGUUAGCUCGAACCGCUUUAGCCGUUACUCUAGUCAGGGUUCGGUCCACAACGGUCUAUGUAGCUAAGCUGACUAGAGCAAGAAGAAUCAAACGCAGAGAGUACUUAGCCGUGAAGGAUUGUGUUGAGAAUCUUGGAGAUGGCUUAGGGAUGUUGGUUCAGUCAAUGAGGGAAAUGAAACAAGUGGGUCGAUCUGGUCGUAGUCGGGACGAGUUCUUGUGGCGGCUAAGUAACGUUGAAACUUGGGUUAGUGCUGCUUUAACCGAUGAGACAACGUGUCUUGAUGGGUUCGAUGGAAAGGUUAUGGAUGGUGUGGUGAAAUCGGCGAUUAGAAGAAGAGUUGUUCAUGUGGCUCGAGUUACUAGUAAUGCCUUGGCUCUUGUAAACCGGUUCGCAGCUCUGCACUAAUUAGGUUUUGUCAUUUCUUCUGGUUUUGUUUAUGUCUCUUAAUGAUAGUUUGUAUUUAUGUAUUACUGUGAUGUUUAUGCCUUUACCAUGGUGUUGAGAAGAGUGAACAAUGAUGAUGAUUGGAUUUAUGGGAAAAUGGUCACAAAAUUACGAGCUA
Messenger RNA from Brassica napus (rape), 830 nucleotides. Its product is annotated as pectinesterase inhibitor 9-like. The record is from RefSeq and is a predicted model, not a curated record. Gene Ontology annotation, biological process: negative regulation of catalytic activity. NCBI's taxonomy places the organism in Eukaryota, Viridiplantae, Streptophyta, Magnoliopsida, Brassicales, Brassicaceae. Gene Ontology annotation, molecular function: enzyme inhibitor activity. Bases 59 to 673 code for a protein of 204 amino acids. The transcript has a single exon.